This is a messenger RNA of Macrosteles quadrilineatus (aster leafhopper), 907 nucleotides long. It is a transcript of the gene SsRbeta, whose product is annotated as translocon-associated protein subunit beta. Bases 222 to 824 code for a protein of 200 amino acids. NCBI's taxonomy places the organism in Eukaryota, Metazoa, Arthropoda, Insecta, Hemiptera, Cicadellidae. The record is from RefSeq and is a predicted model, not a curated record. The transcript has 5 exons. Gene Ontology annotation, cellular component: membrane; endoplasmic reticulum.
GCAGAAAACCGAAUUUGUUUGGUUGGACCUUCUCUUCCUCUCUUGUCAGUUAGUUGUUGGAACAAUAAUUUUAAAAGCAAUAAGCAGAAUUUAUAAAGUAAAAAGUGGUCACUUUGAUUCCGUAGUGUAUAUUUUAACAGGGUUGUAGUGUUAGGGACAAGUGUUUAAUUCAGUUAUUUAAUAUAAUUUACUUUUGUAUAAGUUACUUCAAGUUUUAGAUUAUGAUGAAAUUCUUAGCAGCUUUGUUUGUUAUCCUGGGAUUGGCCUGGAGAGCGUCAUGUACAGAUGCACCAGUAGAAGCCGCAACAGGCGCUCGACUACUUAUCUCGAAACAGAUUUUGAAUAAAUACUUAGUAGAAGACAUGGACAUAAUUGUUAAGUACACCUUAUACAACAUUGGGACUAGUGCUGCUCUCAAUGUAGUUCUGAGCGACUCUAGCUUCCACCCAGAAGCGUUUGCCGUUGUCGGAGGCCAACUUAACGCCAAGCUCGACAGGAUUGCACCUGGUACCAACGUAUCCCACGUAGUAGUCAUCAGGCCCACUACAUACGGCUACUACAACUUCACCGCAGCCGAAGUAAACUACAGAACUUCAGAAGACAACAAUAUGGUCCAAGUUGCUGUGACUAGUGAACCUGGUGAGGGUGUUAUCAUCGCUUUUAAGGACUACGACAAGAAGUUCUCUCCUCAUUUGCUGGACUGGGGUGCGUUUGCCGUCAUGACUCUGCCCUCCCUCCUCAUCCCCUUCCUGCUGUGGUGGUCCAGCAAGACCAAGUACGAGCAGAUUACCAAACACAAGAAAGACAAGUCGGCCAAAGACUGAGCAUCUUUUAUAAAGAUGUUUCCAUCAUGAAUCCAUUAAUUUAUUUCACUCAUCAUGUCAAAUAAAGUUUUUUUACGGAUGAA